AUGGACUAUGAAUUCAGCGGAGCUACGCCUGCCACACUGGCAGAGUUCAAUCUCGCUGGCGGAGUCGACAUGAUGCAAACCUUUUACGACAUUUCGCUCGUUGACGGCUACAAUCUACCCAUGGGCAUCAACUACAUUCCCGCCAAAAACACCACCUUUAUCCCGCCGAAUCUCACAAACUGCGCUUGCAUCGCCACUACUGGCUGGGUAUUCUCGUCGACGGGCACCGGCACGGGCAUCUUCUACUCCAACUGUCCAUGGCUGAAUCUUGCUUUCCCUCCGACUCAUCCCGGAAACGGCAUCUACCCCUAUCCUGAUGACAACGUUGAGCGGCCUGCCUUUGCUCCAUGCAACAGCGCCUGUGCGGCUACAGGAACAGACAAGGAUUGCUGUAUCGGCAAAUACCACGACCCCAACAUUUGCAAGCCGUCGCAGUAUAGCAAAUCGGUCAAGGCCGUAUGCCCUGAUGCCUACAGUUUCGCCUUUGAUGAUCAGCAGUCGACGUUUAUCAUUCCCAAGGGUGGAGGCUGGGAAGUUGUCAUGUGUCCCGAGGGGCGGUCGACUGAUAUUCUCCGCAAGCUGGGAUCUGAAAUGUUUGAGCUGGCGAGUGGUGGUAGAUUGUCAACGCAUUCUCUCAAGAGGCUGAGAAACGCGACGUAUGUCAGGGAAGAGCGGACGUCCGCGGCGAGUGCAGCAAGAUUGUCGAUUGUAAUGCUGUUUGUCUUUGCAGCUGCCACUUGCAUUAUGAUAAGAGCUUAA
This is a messenger RNA of Trichoderma atroviride IMI 206040, 759 nucleotides long. Lineage: Eukaryota; Fungi; Ascomycota; Sordariomycetes; Hypocreales; Hypocreaceae. The record is from RefSeq and is a predicted model, not a curated record.